AUGUCUGGUAUUAAACGAACCCGACCUGACGAUACACUUCCGUCAAGUCAAUUGGAAACAAUCAAAACCGAACGAUCACCAAAAGUCGAACCAUCGGCGUCACCAUUCGUUAGUACUAUCGAAGAAGAAUACACAUGUCCAAUCUGUUUCGAGUUGAUCAGCGAAGCAUAUGUCUCUCGAUGUGGACAUAGUUUUUGUAACAAAUGUCUGCAGCGGACAGUUGAAUCACAUCGGCGAUGUCCAAAAUGUCAACUAAGCCUUCAAACAUCUGACAUCUUUCCUAAUUAUACCUUGAAUGCAAUUAUUGAAAAAUAUCGCCAACAACGUCCAUUACCACAAACAUUUGCCAAAUAUGGUAGCAUUAUUGAUCAUAUUUCGGACAUGGUAACGAAUGUUCAUACAGUAAAUGCUCAAGAUCUCGAUAAACUAAUAUCAGUCAUUCGUCAACAUAAGGACAAACUCGAUUCGAAUAAUGAAUAUGUUCAUAAUCGUCUAUUGGAAAUCUUUCUAACUCACGUUCAUCACGAGCGAAGCGGAGCAAUCGAGUCUCUUUCCAAAGAAUUGAAUAUUGUUGACAAAGAUCUGAAACAAAUGAAUAAACGACAAAAAUGUUCAACAACAUCAAAUGCCAGCUUACCGAAUAAUCCAACUUCGAAACAGACAAUCGAUGAUGACUCUUUACCGUCAUCGGACUCGGCAAAUAACAUUAAAGAGGAAUUGUCUUCGUCGAACGAUAUCACGAUUGUUAAUGAUACUGUUCCAAAUUGGGUUCAAUCCGGAGGACAGGAUCUCCGUGCGACACCAGAUAUGAAAACGGAAAAACAAGAUUUACCACCGACAACGACAGCAGCAACAACUUCAGCGCGAAUUGUAUCGAGUGGUGCUGUUGUACCAGAGGAAACCAAUCAAUAUGACGAUAUCGAAAAUCGCACGAAGAUCAUGAUGCGAUUCAUGGACGAUUUGACCAAUAUUUAUUUUUCUACACGAAACUCUCUAAGAUUAACUGUUGACAAUGAUGGUUCGUGUAAUGGUGAUAGUGGUUUGGGCACAUUUCGCGAUAGUCUUGCAGCAGUAACGAAAUAUUCGCGAUGUAAACCGAUCGCUACCGUGAAUUUUGUCGGAGAAAACUUCGCACAAGCGAGCAUUGUGUCGAGCAUUGAAUUCGAUCGUGAUUAUGAACAUUUCGCUGUUGCUGGUGUAUCGAAAAAGAUUAAAUUGUAUGAAUAUCAAUCGGUGUUGGACAAUUCAGUUGAUUUACAUUAUCCGUCGAAAGAAGUCGCAUGUACAGCUAAAUUGAGUUGUAUUAGUUGGAAUCCAUAUUUGAGAAACUAUUUGGCAUCGAGUGAUUAUGAUGGAUUCGUUACGAUUUGGGAUAUGGCCACCGCGCAGAAAGUUCGAACAUUUCAAGAACAUGAAAAACGUUCGUGGAGUGUGGAUUUUUGCUCAUCAGAUCCAAAAUUACUCGCAUCGUGUUCAGAUGACUGUCGUGUCAAGAUUUGGUCCAUGCAUAAUGAGUAUUCCGUUACAACAAUCGACGCGAAAUCCAAUGUCUGUUGCGUGAAAUUCAAACCGGACUCUCAACACAACAUCGUCUUUGGCACAGCUGACCAUAACCUAUACUAUUUUGACCUACGCAAUACACGUGAACCUUGCAAUCUAUUAAAGGGUCAUAAGAAAGCAGUCUCAUAUGCGCGUUUCCUAUCGAAUAAUGAAAUUGUCUCAGCAUCAACCGAUAGUCAACUACGACUAUGGCGUGUGACAGAAGGACAAUGUUUACGAACGUAUCGUGGACAUGUCAAUGAAAAGAACUUUGUCGGAUUGGCUGUUUCGUCGGGUUAUAUCGUCUGUGGUAGUGAAACGAACACAGUGCAUUUAUACCAACGUGAAAUAUCUCGACCAUUACUAAGUUACAAAUUCGAUGAUCAAAAUAAUGGCACAAGCAAAACAGUACCCACCACAACAGAUCGUGUGAAGAAAGAGGAAGGCGGCUCGGAGUUUGUGAGCGCUAUGUGCUGGAGUAAUCGUGAAAACAUCUUAUUGGCAGCCAACAGUCAAGGAGUUGUCAAAGUCUUGGAGCUAGUUUAA
This is a messenger RNA of Adineta ricciae, 2085 nucleotides long. The record is from the annotation of a GenBank genome assembly. Lineage: Eukaryota; Metazoa; Rotifera; Eurotatoria; Adinetida; Adinetidae.